Molecule: messenger RNA, 2270 nt
Organism: Prunus mume (Japanese apricot)
Lineage: Eukaryota; Viridiplantae; Streptophyta; Magnoliopsida; Rosales; Rosaceae
Source: RefSeq, a predicted model, not a curated record
AAAUCCCAAACAUUGAUGUUGGACCAUUGGCCGCCGGGUAGUCUAUCGACAGGCAGAGAGAAAAACCCUGGUAAAACCCAGAAGAUGCACACAACGGUCACCACUAACACCAAGCAAUGAAGCGAGUUUGGAAGCUAUCAGACGCCGCCCAAUCAGAGCUUCUCUGCCGCUACAGAUGCUCUUCCAAAACCGAAGCCCUACCUCCUUACAAUCUCACCCUCACCAACUCCCCUAAUUACAGAUUCACCCGCGAUGUCACUGCCCAGAACCAUUCAUCUUCCUCUCCAUCUUCAUCUUCCCCCACCUCCUUCUCAAGCAUCAUCGGUUUGUUCAGCGACAAGCCCUCGCCCCAAGACCUGAGGGCCAGAGAGGAUCUGGUGCACAAGGUCACGCAGUUGAGGGACGAACUGGUUCAGAAUAUUGGGGACUGUGACGAGUUUGUUAGGGUUUUGGAAGAGAAGGGCUCUUCUUUCUUUUCGAGCUAUGGGAAUGGAUACGCUGUCGUUGAGCUUAUGAACCAGUUACGUUCGUGGCCCCAUUUAGCCGUGGAGGUUUUUGAUUGGAGAAGAAAGCAGGUGGCUGGUGGCACUCCUAUGACGCCAGAGGAGUAUGCCAAGGCUAUUACAUUGGCAGGUAAAACCAAGAAUGUUGAACUUGCUGUUGAGUUAUUUACAGAGGCUGUAAACAAGCGAAUCAAGACGACUUCUAUUUAUAAUGCACUGAUGAGUGCUUAUAUGUUCAAUGGUCUUGCUGCUAAAUGUCAGUCUUUGUUUCGGGACCUCAAGAGGGAACCAGAUUGCAGUCCUACUAUUGUAACAUACAAUAUUCUUAUUUCCGUCUUUGGUCGGUUGAUGCUGGUUGAUCAUAUGGAGGCAACUCUCCAGGGCUUAAAUGAUUUAAAUCUCUCGCCUAAUUUAAGCACAUACAACAAUUUGAUUGCCGGAUAUAUUACAGCUUGGAUGUGGGAUAGUAUGGAAGAAACUUUCCAAAAGAUGAAGGUGGGCCCUGUUAGUCCUGAUACUAGCACCCACUUGCUUAUGCUUCGAGGGUAUGCUCAUGCAGGUAAUUUGGUAAAGAUGGAGGAGACAUAUGAAUUGGUAAAACGUCACGUUAAUGACAAGGAAAUCCCAUUGAUAAGAGCUAUGAUAUGUGCUUAUUGCAAGAGUUCUGCCAAAGACAGAGUGAAAAAGAUUCACUCACUAAUGAAACUUAUUCCAGAAAAUGAAUACAGACCUUGGUUGAAUGUGUUGCUGAUUAGGGUUUAUGCUCAAGAGGAUUGGUUUGAGGCAAUGGAGAAGUCAAUAGAUGAGGCAUUUGAUCACAAAAUCUCUGUAACUACUACAGGUGUGAUGCGAUCUAUAAUUUCAAGUUACUUUCGAUGCAAUAAAGUGGACAGACUUGAAAAUUUUGUGAAACGUGCGGAAUGUGCAAGGUGGAGAACUUGCAGGUCCCUGUAUCAUUGUAAGAUGGUCAUGUAUGCAUCACAAAAGCGCUUAGAAGAAAUGGAGAGUGUGCUUAAUGAGAUGGAGAAUUUUAACCUGGGCUGUACCAAAAGAACAUUUUGGAUAUUGUACAAAGCCUACUCAAGGUGUGGUCAAAGAUAUAAGGUUGCGAAAAUAAUAGGAUUAAUGUGGAAGCAUGGAUAUGACGUUCCUUUGGAUGAAUUGCUGUCAUGAUUCUUCCUUCCACUUUGGUAGAGCAUAUUGGAUGACAGCAAUUGCAUAAAGCAUUCAGCCAGUCAUUGUGAAUGGUUCAUUACAUCCAUAAGACGCAACAGAGGUUCCACAUUAUUCACAGAAUCUGUACAUUAUUUCAUUGACCAAGUGUACCAAACCCCGCUGAAUGCCUAUGGAAAUCCAAGUAAGUUCCACCAAGACAUCAUAGAUUCAAAGAGGUGCCACCGUCUGUCUUCCUGCAGAAAGUCCCGGCAUUUGUGAUUGAAUCUGCUAAUUAUUAUAGAAAUUACAUUGACAAAGAAGAUCCAUUUGAAGGCUGUAGAUGAUGUAUCAAAUUACAUCUGAAACAAGAGCAAAUAAUACCUGGAAGCUGACUUCCAGAUGUUGCAUGUUAAAUAUUUUUGCUAGCAAUUUAAUAUUUUCCUUUUGUUUUCUAGGAGGAUGACCAUCCAACUGCACCUUAAAUGUAUGUUGAAGGCAUUUCUAGACUGACCUGUUUUGGUUGCUGGAUCUGUUUAUGAAUUUUGAAAAAAGUAAACACUUGUUAUUCUUCCCAAAGAUUUCUUCUGUUGUUUAAAUGUUUCAGCAGGCACC